Molecule: messenger RNA, 655 nt
Organism: Sinocyclocheilus grahami
Lineage: Eukaryota; Metazoa; Chordata; Actinopteri; Cypriniformes; Cyprinidae
Exons: 7
Source: RefSeq, a predicted model, not a curated record
AUGGAGUUGUUCAUCUUCAUAGUGUUUCAGCUCCUGAUGGAGGUUCAGUCUUACAAUGCACUUCAGAAACCCUUCAUCAGUGUUAGUGAUGAUGAUGUCCAGCUCAGCAUAUCAUGUGAAAUACCACUUUCAGUCAGAGCUGAUUUCAUCUGUAGCCUCUACACUGAGGACGAUGUUCUUCUGUAUCAUCGUGUCUCUCAGUGGAGUCAGUCUGGAAAGAAUCUUUGUAUGUUUCAUGUAAGUCGUAGUGAACUCUUCACACGAUCAGUGAACAGCAGACAGCUGAUCUGUGUUUAUUCACUCAAGACUGAACCUGAGAACAGAUCAUCUCAUAGUGAUACAUACACCUUCAGAGACACUAUCACCAUCAGGGUUUCAACACCAACCACCACUGAACAUGCGACUACAACAGCCACGACAACCUAUGUCCAAUCCAAGACAAACCUGCCAACCAGCAAAGCAAAGGAAACCCUGACAGCGUUAACUGUAAGGUUCACUUCUGAAACAACAACAUACAGUAAAACUGUAGACUUUCAAUCUAAAUCAAACCUGCCAACCAGCACAGCAACGGAAACCAUGGUAUGGUUUAUAGUGCUGGUUUCCACUGGUGUUGCUGUCAUUUUGUCUGGACUCAUCUGUUUCUGCCGGUUUGCAA